Molecule: messenger RNA, 858 nt
Organism: Ordospora pajunii
Lineage: Eukaryota; Fungi; Microsporidia; Ordosporidae
Exons: 1
Coding region: 1-858 (285 amino acids)
Molecular function (GO): tRNA binding
Source: RefSeq, a predicted model, not a curated record
AUGCGACUUGAAUUUUCAAGUGAUUUUGAAGACAUUGCAUUUGUGGUGAGGUACUUCAACAGAAGUGCAUGCACAGCAAGAAUAGACCAAGGAAUAAACCUAUUUGACGGCAAAGACACACACAACGGGCUUGAAGCGGUGCUAAGAGCCUUGUAUGCCUUAUACGAGCAAGACUGUGACGAUAAAAAGAUACGAGAGGCCAAAAGGCUGAGAGGAUGUCCUGAGGUUCGAAAGGUAGAGAUGUGUAUUAGUGUGCUUAUUUCUUUCCAUAACAUGUAUCGUAUGGCUAUAGUACAGGGGAGCCUAAAGAAUAAGUGUUUUAUUGAUGAAAUGGCAGAAGAGAUCAGCAAGAAAAUGCCGAUUGAUGUGGACAUUCAACUGCUGGAUAUACAGGCUGGUGAAAUAACAAAUGUAGAAACUGUUCCGGGCUUAGACAAGCUUUAUGCAGAGGAGGUUGAUGCAAAAGAAAGAAUUCAUGUGCUGAGUGGAUUGAAAGAGCAUGUUAAAAGAGAGGAUCUGCAGGGAAGGAAGUUUUUGUUUGUUACAAACAUCAAACCGAUCAAGUUCAAAGGAGAGACGUCUGGAGGGAUGAUUUUAUGUGCAAAGGAUGAAUAUGGACGAAUUGAGCCAAUUCAAGUGCCUUCUAUGGCUGAGAAUGGAGCAAGGCUUUGCUUGGAAAAUAAGGAGCAGAUACUGAAUGAUUUUUCGUCUGGAAAGGUUGAUAUGAAGAAGAGUGCAUAUGAAAAUGUGAUGCGAUCGCUUAGGAUUGUUGACCAUGUGCUGAUGUUCAAGGACACAAAAGUUGUGUGCUGUGGAGAGUAUAUCAGAACCCAAAUUGAAAACGGAUCUGUGAGUUAA